Molecule: messenger RNA, 4239 nt
Organism: Gadus chalcogrammus (walleye pollock)
Lineage: Eukaryota; Metazoa; Chordata; Actinopteri; Gadiformes; Gadidae
Gene: atf7a
Product: activating transcription factor 7a
Exons: 12
Coding region: 331-2010 (559 amino acids)
Biological process (GO): regulation of transcription by RNA polymerase II
Molecular function (GO): cAMP response element binding; DNA-binding transcription factor activity, RNA polymerase II-specific
Source: RefSeq, a predicted model, not a curated record
ACCAUGCCACAAAUGUACAUGCAUAAUUAUGACACAUUUAAAUUAGUUCGGUCUGUAUGAUGAAAUAGAUAUUAGAUUACGAAAUAAUUCACCAUAACGGUUAUAAUUACAUAAAAGUUCAAUUGUGUUAAAUCCUUUGCUUAAAACGCAAUAGACAAUCUUGAACAACCUAAAAACAUGUGGGAAGUAAAACGCUAAGACUAAGUCCGUUUUUUUUUCUUAACUAGAUGCCUGCAAAUAGUUUUUUCUCAUUUAUUUAUGGUCAGCCAUCCCCCUGACGCGCACCGUGUUUUUGUUUGACGUUGAAGUUGACCCAUACCUAACGUGCCAAUGUCUGAAAUGUCAUGUCUCGCCAUGUUGUCCAUGCUUAACGUGACGUGGGCCUCGCGAUGUUUCAGAGAGGAGGGGAGUGUCAAAUUCCAGGAGAGAGGAGAGGGAGUCGGAGAUAGGGGCGCAAAGUUACAUUGCAAGCUCUUUGCAAAAAUGGGGGAUGACCGACCUUUUGUGUGUGCUGCCCCUGGCUGUGGACAGGGCUUUACCAACGAGGACCACUUGGCGGUACACAAACACAAGCACGAGAUGACGCUCAAGUUUGGACCAGCCAGAACGGACUCGGUCAUUAUUGCAGACCAGACUCCAACGCCCACCCGCUUCCUCAAGAACUGCGAGGAGGUGGGCCUGUUCAACGAGCUGGCCAGCUCCUUCGAACACGAGUUCCGCAAAGCACAGGAGGAUGACGACAAGAGGUCCAAGAACCCUCUCACAGCAGCCAGCCACCCCGCCGCUCAGGGUCUGCAGACGCCGUCGGACGUCAAGGUGAAGGAGGAGGACCCCGUGGAGGUGGACUCCUCCCCGCCGUGCAGUCCCGGCUCCAUCUCCAGCGACUCCGAUGGGGGCUAUGGGGAUCCCCCGUCCAUGAAAAGGGACACCCCGCCCCGCAGCUCGGCCCCGACCCCAACCAUCGUGCGGCCAGGGUCCCUCCCGCUCCACCUUGGGUUCGACGCCCUUCAGCCGACCAUGCCUUCCCCCACCUCCGUCAUCACCCAGACACCACCCUCCAAUCGCACCCUGGGCUCUCCCACCAGCCACUACCCCAUGAUGAUGCUCCCCAAUGGGCAUGCAGUGCCGGUGCUCCCAGGACCAGUGCAGAUGCCCUCUGUCAUCAACCUGGCCCGGCCCGUUUGCAUGGUGCCCAACAUUCCUGGGAUCCCUGGACCUCCCAUGGGAGGCAGCAGCAGUGGCUCCAGCUCCCCCUCUGGCUACAGCAUCCACUCCGAGGCAAAGAUGCGUCUGAAGGCGGCGCUGUCGCAGCAGAGCCCAUCCGGCCUGGGCAUGGGAGGUAUGAUGGGCAUGGGCUGCAGUCCCAUGGUGCCCCAGAGGGCCGAGCAGAGCCAGCUGUUGGUGCAGCACCCAGACGCCCCGUCCCCCGCACAGCCACAGUUCUCCCCGGCCCAGCCCACCGGCGGGAGGCGGCGACGCACGGCUGAGGACGACCCCGACGAGCGGAGGCAGCGCUUCCUGGAGAGGAACCGGGCGGCGGCUUCGCGCUGCCGACAGAAGCGCAAGGUGUGGGUCUGCUCCCUGGAGAAGAAGGCCGAGGAGCUGAACUCCAUGAACGUCUCGCUGUCGAAUGAGGUGUCACUGUUGCGAAACGAGGUGGCUCAUCUGAAGCAGCUGCUGCUGGCUCAUAAGGACUGUCCUGUCACCAACAUGCAGAAGAAGACGGCCUACCUAGAGGGGGGCAUGAAGGAGUCCAGCGAGCCCAUCGGCUCCCCGGCCCCGGUGAUCCAGCACAGCUCCCUGGCCCCAAGCCCCUCGGCGGGGCCCAACGGCCUGAGCUCGCGGGCGGCAGCGGAGGCCAUGGCCAUGUCAGUGCUGGCAGGCAUGGGCCAGCAGCGUCACCACCACCACCACCACCACAACAACAACCACCACCACCACCACCAGAGGGCUGAAGGCGGAGCCUCCCACGUCAUCAUGGCUGUACAGUCCCACUCUAGUGCCAGAUGAUGAGCCAGGUCACCGCCGCCCAGGCAUAGCUUACACUUCACCACCAGGGGGCAGAGUCGGAGCAAGGAAAAAGAAACCUCGCUGACCCCAAAGAGUCCGAACACCUGAACUAUUGCCUGUCUCCUUUGCCUCCGCUUCUUUCUUUUUUUACCCUCCAGUGGAGCCAUGUUGCUGAAGCCUGGAGCUCAGCAGCAAGCCUUCUGGGAAUAGACUGAGACUAUUGAGAGAGCUUCCUGUUCACUCUGCCAUAAACUACAGGGGCUGGACUCCAACCUUGCUCUCCCCCCUUUAAACCCCACUCUCCUCGGCUGUCAUCUCCAUCUCCCUCCCCUCCGCCUCCCCCCCUCAGUCAAUACAACACUUCACUGGACUUCAAUAGGACUGCAUCACUAACGAGUUUACUGCCGUAGCAACACUCUCCCCGUGGACACAUCGGCGCAUGUUCUGUAACACAUCAACACAGCAACUGUUUUAACUUUCUACGUUCGAGCGAAUAACCAAACACAACACACAGGGCUUUUAUACUUACAGAUGCUGCAGGGGGGCCUUGGGCUCAAUCAAUGUUUUUAUCCUAAUGCACUCAACCAUCAAAGAUGCAAUAGCCUGGAUACACUAAAAAAGUGUAAUGUAUGGCCCAUAACCUAUUGUGUCAAGAUCAUAUCAACCUGCACCCCCCCCCCCCCCAAAAAAAAACGUACCUCAUGUAAACCCCUUUAUAAGGUGUAUAAACUGUGUGAGUGGCUCUGUGUAUACGUGUAAGUAUAUCAGAAGCUAGCAGUUGGCUUACUAAAGGUCUGAUACACUAAUAGCUAGGUUGUUAGCAUGUGACUUUUUCUACUUGCUUGUUUUAACGUUCUCCACAUGGGCAGCUAUCUUCUAAAGUUAACUCUCAUAUCCUCACCAGUUGGGCCACAGAACCAAAAAUUAGAAUCAACCAAGUUAAAGUUUUUUAUAAUCGCUUUCUGCAGAUUUUUGCAAUACGUCAAUAUAUUUUACUGUUUUUUGUCAAGUCUGAAGGGAAUUAAUCUGUUGUGUCACUCACAUACCCGCUUUCCAGCUCUCACUCUCCCUCUCUACACUAGGUUAUUAAUGGUAUUUAUUGUUUUUUAAAUGUAUGCCAUUUCUAUAUUUGUGAGACUGUAUGAAUUGACGUUUCUCUGUGUGACCUCUCACCUUACACUUCUGGCUGCUUGCUGAGGUGUAACACAGCCCUUAACCUCUCAGUGAACAAACCAAAUGUUAACUAAGCCAUAAUGACUACCCCCAGAUCUCCCAUCAUCUCUAGAGAGCUCCCUGUCCUGUCUGGUUCCCACUAGGGGUGUGAACGGUUACAAAAAAUUGUAAACGGUUUACACAACCCCUUUUUUUUUUUUCGUGUACACGGUUAACCUUUUAUUUUUAUUAAUGAAAAAAAGUAUUAUUUUUUUUAAAGUGAACCGCAGUCGCGCUAUAGGGGGAUAUUUGUUUAUCAACAAGGUGGAUGCGCGAGCAGAAUGAUUGCAAACAUAACCUUUGUUUGACCGGUUGCCAUGGUUAUCUCUGUGCGGUUAAUUUGCAGGUGCAGUGUUAAUUAGGAUGUUGUCAGCUUACUGUUACAUUAAACUGUAAUCAGAAAAAGCGGUUAUAUGCUAUAUACCCUAGAGUAUCCAUGGUAUAAAGGCUGGGACGAAUUUCGAAUUAUAAAUAUGUAAACUAUGUUGAAAGUAUGGACCGUCGCGAUUCCCAUUGAAACAAUGGCGCAGCGGUUUUUAUUUUUUAACGGUUUUCGUUUACUUAUUUUUCCUAAACGGUUAUGAUUUACUAACCGGUUACACGUGUACCCGUGCACACCCCUAGUUUCCACUACAGGAAAAAAUACCUUGACUGUUGUUUUUAGCGUUCAGAGCUCACAAUCUUUAUCACUGCUCUUUCACUCACACUCAGAGAUUCAUCAUUUUGCCUUAAAAUCACAUUGGUGCCUCCGACUACCCCAUUCAAAAAUACAUUUUCCUGCAUGAAUAACAGCCUUAUGAAUGAAAUAAAUUGUCAAUAUUGGAUGUUUUCUAUUUUGAAUGAAAAUCCAUUGCAGUCGGAUUCAGAAUACACAUUUUGAACUGGGGUUAAUUUAAUUUAAAUAACCCCUGAAUGAUGUGAUGAAUACUUGUCUGCCCUCCUAGUGAGGGAAUAAUGCGAAGACGUGUAUAUAUUAACGGCCCUUGCUGUCAUGGUACAUGGUCGUUUUUAUUGGGA